Ectocarpus sp. CCAP 1310/34 is the source of this 1398-nucleotide messenger RNA. Lineage: Eukaryota; Phaeophyceae; Ectocarpales; Ectocarpaceae. The record is from the annotation of a GenBank genome assembly.
AUGUGUUCGUCUUUGUCUGGUCUUCCAGGGAGCAACCUGGUGUGCACGGCGCUGUGGUUGGCCCUCAAACGACUGUCUGCAAUGUGGACCAAGCCUGGCCAGAGGUUCUACAUCAAGCGUCUCCACCUUCAGCUCGAUAACUGCGUCGGCGAAAACAAGAACAACAUCGUCCUGGCCUUCAUUGGCGGAUUGGUCGCCGCCGGGGUGAUCGGUUCUGCAGAGGUCUGCUUCCUGAUCGUUGGACACACGCACAUCAAAAUCGACCAAGUGUUUUCUCGGUUCUCCGUGGGUACCCUCGGUCGAAGCAUCUUCACGAGGAGUCAACUUGGUGAGCUAUUCCGGGAGUCGUACAAGGAACUUCCGGUACACGUAGGGACUCUGACCAACCUCGGCAACUUCAAGGGGCUCUACCUCGACGACAACAAGCUCAANCUCCCACUCAAACCUACAGGGACUCUGACCAACCUCGGCAACUUCAAGGGGCUCUACCUCGACGACAACAAGCUCAACCUUCGGAAGAUCCGGAACAUCACCACGUUUCGGGCCUUCCGAGUGGGGAAGGUAGCAGGGGAGGUUUCCGUGUGGGCCAAGCGCUUCAUGCACAGCGAUGCCUGGCUUGGUCUGACAGCGACCGGCGGGGCCCAGGUCGACGCCAACCCACACCGUCUCUUCCGGUUCGCUGCGCCGACUUUCGACAACGUGCCUCCUUUUGAGCUCAAGACGGUCGACCCCACCGUGAUCGCCCUCAUCGAGAAGCGCUACAUCGCGACGCGGCCCCGCCUAGAGGCUGCUUACGCACUAGCUCCUGACGGUGUGGUCGACGCUCUAUUGGCUGAGCAGAGCGACUCGCUGAAGUUGUUGCGCUCCGGAGGAACGAUCAACAACUUCGACCUCCCAAUGGAAUGGCUCCACACGGCGAUCCCGCCAGCGCCUUUGCCUCCCUCUGCGGGCGCGACCGCGGACGGAGUGGACAACACACCCUCUCGGGCGAACGGGGUGUCAGAGCCCUCUAAGAGAAAGGUCUUAAACCCAGUGCGUCCAACGUCGCUAACACCACCCAGCGUUGGCGACAUCGCAUUCUUCAAGGCGGAGGAAGCUCCGUUUGUGCUGGGGGAGGUGCUGAGCAUAGCUGCAGACGCCUCGCCGGUGAACGUCAACAUCCACUGGUAUGGGCCUAUCAACAAUACCGUUAGGGCGGGAGCGGGCAGCGCGACUGUCGAGGACUAUGCCGUGGCGCGUUUCAGCAAGGAUUUCAUCCUAACGAGCGGCGCGAGCGCAGAACGCCCGAUGCCAGCGACGAGCCUAUCACACGCAUUAUCGCANAAACACCACCCAGCGUUGGCGACAUCGCAUUCUUCAAGGCGGAGCAAGCUCCGCUUGUGCUGGGGGAGGUGGUGA